Molecule: messenger RNA, 1190 nt
Organism: Paramacrobiotus metropolitanus
Lineage: Eukaryota; Metazoa; Tardigrada; Eutardigrada; Parachela; Macrobiotidae
Exons: 4
Coding region: 336-1055 (239 amino acids)
Source: RefSeq, a predicted model, not a curated record
AUAACUGUUACGCAUAGUACCUUGCGACAUGCAUUUUCCCAUCGUUGCGAACUGGAUGCAGCAAGCACAACAAUACCGGCGGCAGAUUUUCCAUGGACUAUCAAAACAGAUACGUCUGUAAAUGGGUCCAAUAGUACUAACCGCAUCACGCAUGCAAUAAUCCACAAAAUCGACUUAUUGAUGUCCUGGCAACUUUCCCCACUAGCAAUGCCAGCUCAGAGCGAUUGGAAUGUAAAUACGAGUGAUACAAAAUACACUUCCAUCCAGUCCAUGUAGCAACACAGGGACAAUAAAUGAGCAGUCCACAUCACAGCUGAAAGCGCUUCGUUCUAGCAAUGGUUGCACAGUAUCUCGUCUCAACAAUUCCUUCAAAAACUGUACACGACGUACUGCUAAUUCAGAAGAGUAACCCCAGCAACGGACAAGCCGUUCAGUCCAGGGAUCAAGGAGCCAGUCAAGACCAACCACACAAGUUCCAGAAUAUGGACGAAUAUACCGAAACAUGUUGCAUUUGCUUUGAACCAUUCGCUAAAGGAGGAACCGACCGGACUAUGGAUGGACUACCAUUUACGGAAUACGGAGCCCAUGUCCGAACUGUUUCGCUAAAUCAAUGCCUCCACAAAUUUUGCUAUGACUGUAUAGCGUUAUGGGAUCAUUUCCAAGGAGAAAUACGGCAACUAGACAGCAGAGAACACUACGAAUACGCCGGAGAAAAUAAAUCGGUGGAAAAUCACAGGACUUGUCCACUAUGUCGAACACAUUACGAAAGCUUUGCCGCGAUAUAUACAGCAGGUGUUCCGGUAUCCGUCGAUGACAACCUCGAUUCUCCACCGACACCAUUGGCCAUCUCCCGAGCAACCCAGCAGCCUUUUUCACCAAGUCGACCGGAUCAAAAUUUCUGCGCCCGUUUGUUUGUAUUUUUGCACACCUUAUUAUCCUUAAGCCAUUUAAAUGAAUGUACAGUUGAUUACUUUUUUAUCUUCAUAGCCACUGCUUUUAUCAUUUGGUACAGCAUUAUUCUUGAACUGCGUUUAGUUGCGCAAUUAAAUGCAUAAAGAACUGAAAGGUUUUUCGAUCCUGAACGCAAAUGUACCUGUCAUCUUGAUUACUGUUUUGAACUUACGCAUGUUUACUGACAAAUCUGUGCUGACUGUGAGCAGCUAAUAUUCAGAUGGCAAGGUAAAACGCUU